ACUUGGGAUUGCUUCACCACUUAACCAUUCCAUAGUUCCCUUUCUCUGCACUCAAAGGACAAACCACUUCACAAACUUAUACACAAAUUGAUCCUUCCUCUCCCUUCCACAUCCUCACUAGCUGCUUCCCCUCGUUCUUCUCUUGACUUGUGUUCUUCUCACGGAACAGAACAUGUCGUUUCAGGCACAGCCUCAGCAGCCAGUUCAGGUGUACCCCAUCAGUGUCACAAACCAGCCACCUUCCCAUCAUUCCAAUGGAUCUUUUGGGGCAGUUUUCAUUGUCCUCGCUGUCAUUUUAGUCAUUUCUCUCAUUGCUUGCUUUCUCGGUCGCCUCUGCAGCCGCCGCCGUCCCGGCCCCGAGAGCCAUGGUGGUGGUCAUAGCCAUAAGCCCUUCAAGCAGCAAAACAUGAAUCAUAAUCACGACCAGAAUCAGAACCAAAACCAUCUCUUUCAACCCAAUGAGGGUGAUGUUGAACUUGGGUUCGACAAGAGAAUCCCAACCACCAAACCCAAUGGACCUGGGCAUGGGCCUGGCGGGCGUGGGCUCGGCUACGGAGGCAGAGGACCCAGGCCACUUGUCUUUGGUAGUGGCGGUGGCCGUGGUGGCAGUGAAGAGAAGGGCUUUGAGAUGAAUGGGGGAAAAGGAAGUCUUAGAGGCCACGGGCACGGCCAAGGGCAUGGGCAUGGGCAUGAUAGUCCUUGAAAGUUUACCUUGUGAAUGAAUAACAUAAUUGUUCCUAUCAUGUAAUUGGUUUUCUAUUCAAGUUUCUAUGUUCUUCUAGUGUUUUAGAUUUGAACCAAAAGUUUAUCUGCUUUGGUGUGAUUUAUCUGAAUAUAUAUAUAUAUAUAUAUAUAAAGGAAGCUUACUUUUAUACAUCUAGCAAGUUAGGAUCCAAUCAUCUUAAGAAGAGUGUUUGACCCAUUUUAUGAAUUGUAUGGUUGUUCAUGGUGUGAUAUGAGAGUCUCUUGGCUUUGUUUUUUAUGCAUGAAAGUAUGUGUCACUGUUAUUGAUUUUAUGCAGAGGAUGAUUUCGGUCAUUUGAUAAAUAUGUGACACUAUUGGAUGCAGAUAUUUGAAGAAAAUAAUAUCAAGUGAGGUUUAUUUAGGGGAAAAUUGAAGAAAAGGACCUAUUAAACAAACUAAUUGAAAAAAGGACUUAACUCGCGGCACACAGAACAAAAGUGCAGGACCAUGGAAGAUAAAAUGCAGGUUGGAGAAGGAAAAUAGCAGAUUUUGGAUUUGGUCCUUUUCCCCAAUUAAUUUGCCUAUUUAGUCCUUUUCCACAAUUUUCCCGAGUAUUUACCAGUUUCUUCUUUAUGGGAGUAAAAAUUUUCA
Prosopis cineraria is the source of this 1335-nucleotide messenger RNA. RefSeq lists its product as uncharacterized. The transcript has a single exon. The coding region runs from base 173 to 703 and encodes 176 amino acids. Lineage: Eukaryota; Viridiplantae; Streptophyta; Magnoliopsida; Fabales; Fabaceae. The record is from RefSeq and is a predicted model, not a curated record.